Otolemur garnettii (small-eared galago) is the source of this 2043-nucleotide messenger RNA. It is a transcript of the gene CUNH19orf25, whose product is annotated as chromosome unknown C19orf25 homolog. The record is from RefSeq and is a predicted model, not a curated record. The transcript is spliced from 3 exons. Bases 161 to 517 code for a protein of 118 amino acids. NCBI's taxonomy places the organism in Eukaryota, Metazoa, Chordata, Mammalia, Primates, Galagidae.
UGGGCCUGUGGUAGGGUUCUCCGUGGGGAAACUGAGGCAGAGGUCGAGCCUGACCUGAAGCCCCAGACCUAUUGUGGUUGGGCAGAGGGAGGGCCAGGAGCUGGGCGAGCCCGGAAGAGCGGAGCAGGGCGGGCUUCCCCGGAGCAGGUCCGCGACGGGGAUGGGCUCCAAGGCCAAGAAGCGCGUGGUGCUGCCCACUCGCCCAGCGCCUCCUACGGUGGAGCAGAUCCUGGAAGACGUUCAGAGGGCGCAGGCGAAGGACCCGGUCUUCACUGCCCUGGCAGCUGAAGACCCCCCAGGUCCCUCCAGGAGUACAGAGGACUCCAAGGCCCAGUGGAAGGAGCUCUACCAGCAGAGCUGGGCCUACGUGGCGAUGAACCAGCAGCUUCAGCGGGCAGGCAAUGGGCUAAGGCAGAAGUGUGAGCACCUUCGGAGAGCCGGCGAGGAUCUGGAGCGGGAGGUUGAGCAGGUGAAGCAGGCAGCACUGCUGGAGACGGCAACUGCUGCCUCAGUCUGACCUCUCAGCUGCCUACCCCGGGCCUCCCCACUGGAGACCUGCAUGCCCAUUGGCUCCAAGCUGGCACUUCACAUAGGUCCCCAGCACCCACGCUUGCCUCUGUCACACUGAGCUCGUGUGACUGCCCAGCUGGCACCAUCAUCCAUAUGCUCCACUGGAUGGGGAGGACUCCUGCUCUGCCUUGAUUCUGUCCCUCCUCUGCUCACAGUGGCAGCAGCCCUAAUAGGAGAUAGGAUCUCUAAGAACAGUUGCUACCUCCUUCCUAUCUCAGGGCGCAGGCAUUUAUCUGUCUGUCCACCUGUGAGUCCUGAUGAGUUGUGGCACUGACUUAUUAACUGUCACAUGGGUGCCCACCCAGUGUCAGGACCACCUGAAAACCGGCAUCAGCCUUUGCUCUCACUUCCUUUCACUUUCAGGGCUCCUACAUUUAUCUUCUCAAUGACCUUUGGGCUGCUGGGGUCACUGUCGCCACUGCCUUUGAGACCCUGCUAGGCUUACCUUCAGCCAUUGGCUGACAGGCGGCUCAUUAGUCACUGCCCAGAGCUGGCUGUGGUCAUCCAGGUCUUGCUGCUGCCCACCCAUGUGGGAGCAGCUCCAGGGCCUGCUGGAAUGCAGGUUCUGCCCCUGGGGCAGAUGGAAAUUCAGGAGGCAAAGGGACUUGAAAAGGGCCUUUCAUGGUAAAAGUCAAAUUAGACACUAACUAGAGACAUGUGGGUCAUGAGAGAAGUGGUUGGGAAGCCCCCAGGAUACCCCCAGGUCCUGCAAGUAAAAUCUACCUGUGUCCAGCAGGUCUGAGUGGUGCCGCUCCUGGAGGGUUGGGAGGGGAUGAUCAAGGCCCAGGAACAGAACCCUGGCCCAGGUGAACGCAAGGGCCCUACUGGGUCCUAUCCAGGAACUGUAUGUGGAAGAGCACCCAUUGGACCUACGAGCCCGAGCCUGGGGCCUGCUCUUCUCAGACCCAUAGAUGAUUCUGGAAUGUGGAAGAUAUUUCUUUUUCCUCUAUCGGCCUGAACCAGCCUGAACUUUUGGGGGCUUCACAUUGGUCACAACCUGGAAGAGCUUUGCUUACCUUGCUGGAGUCAAACCCUCAGGUGCUGUUGAAGGUCCUUGCCAGGGACUGAUAGCUCCUGGCCCAGAUCUCAUGGCCCAACCCCUGGCAUUCCCUCCCCUACUUUGCUUCUUGCAGAGCUGUGCCAGGGUUGUGCUACCUGGAAGUGACUCUGAUGUGGGUCCCUCCAGCUCCCCAGCCCCUGUGUACCUCUUGGCUAUGGUGCCAGUGGCAGGUGCUGCAUCUGCCUUGUCCUCAACUCCAAAUGGCUUACAGGUGCCCUCCUGCCUACAGCCAAGUACUGAUUGCCAGGUACAAACAUCCAGGUGUGGCUGCCUGGCUUUGGGAUGCUCUCUACCCUCAGAAGCUUUCCAGGGUGCCAGGCAGACUAUCCUGCCAGCUUCACCCAGCUGCUCCCCUGCUCAUCCAUUGUGCCCUCAAAUAAACCUCAGGCCUGGAUCUUGCCUGCAUCUUUCAA